Molecule: messenger RNA, 2652 nt
Organism: Manis pentadactyla (Chinese pangolin)
Lineage: Eukaryota; Metazoa; Chordata; Mammalia; Pholidota; Manidae
Gene: L3MBTL2
Product: L3MBTL histone methyl-lysine binding protein 2
Exons: 17
Coding region: 89-2209 (706 amino acids)
Biological process (GO): regulation of DNA-templated transcription
Cellular component (GO): nucleus
Molecular function (GO): zinc ion binding
Source: RefSeq, a predicted model, not a curated record
GGCAGCCAAUGAGUGCGCUCGGGGAAAGCCGCGAGGCCAAUAUGGCUUCCUGCACCUGGUGACUGUUGAAGAAACAGUGUUAAGUCUCAUGGAGAAGACCAGGGGCCUCGAGGAGCCUCCACCUUUGGAACCAAUGGAGGAAGAAGAGGAAGAAGACGACUUGGAGCUCUUUGGCGGCUAUGACAGUUUCCGGAGUUAUAACAGCAGUGUGGGAAGUGAGAGCAGCUCCUAUUUGGAGGAGUCAAGUGAAGCGGAAAAUGAGGAUCGAGAAGCAGGGGAGCUGCCCACCUCCCCGCUGCAUUUGCUGAGUCCUGGGACCCCACGCUCCUUGGAUGGCAGUGGUUCUGAGCCAGCUGUCUGUGAGAUGUGUGGUAUCGUGGGUACAAGGGAAGCCUUCUUCUCCAAGACCAAGAGAUUCUGCAGUGUCUCCUGUUCCCGGAGCUACUCCUCCAACUCCAAGAAAGCCAGUAUCUUGGCUAGAUUACAGGGAAAACCACCUACCAAGAAAGCCAAAGUCCUGCACAAGGCAGCCUGGUCAGCCAAAAUCGGAGCCUUCCUCCACUCCCAAGGGACAGGACAGCUAGCAGAUGGGACACCCACAGGGCAAGACGCUCUGGUCUUGGGUUUCGACUGGGGAAAGUUCCUGAAGGAUCACAGUUACAAGGCUGCCCCUGUCAGCUGUUUUAAACAUGUCCCACUCUAUGACCAGUGGGAGGACGUGAUGAAGGGGAUGAAGGUGGAGGUGCUCAACAGCGACGCCGUGCUCCCCAGCCGGGUGUACUGGAUCGCCUCUGUCACGCAGGCAGCAGGGUACCGGGUGCUGCUCCGCUAUGAAGGCUUCGAAAAUGAUGCCAGCCAUGACUUCUGGUGCAACCUGGGGACCGUGGAUGUCCACCCCAUCGGCUGGUGCGCCAUCAACAGCAAGAUCCUCGUGCCCCCACGGACCAUCCAUGCCAAGUUCACCGACUGGAAGGGGUACCUCAUGAAGCGACUGGUGGGCUCCAGGACGCUGCCUGUGGAUUUCCAUAUCAAGAUGGUGGAGAGCAUGAAGUACCCCUUUCGGCAGGGCAUGCGGCUGGAGGUGGUGGACAAGUCCCAGGUGUCACGGACCCGUAUGGCCGUGGUGGACACAGUAAUUGGAGGUCGCCUACGGCUCCUCUAUGAGGAUGGCGACAGUGACGAUGACUUCUGGUGCCACAUGUGGAGCCCCCUGAUUCACCCAGUGGGCUGGUCGCGGCGUGUUGGCCACGGCAUCAAGCUCUCAGAGAGGCGCAGUGACAUGGCCCACCAUCCCACCUUCCGGAAAAUCUACUGUGAUGCUGUUCCUUACCUGUUCAAGAAGGUUCGUGCUGUCUACACGGAAGGUGGUUGGUUUGAGGAGGGGAUGAAACUGGAGGCCAUUGACCCCCUGAAUCUGGGCAACAUUUGUGUGGCAACCAUCUGCAAGGUUCUCCUGGAUGGCUACCUGAUGAUCUGUGUGGAUGGGGGGCCCUCCACAGAUGGCUCAGACUGGUUCUGUUACCACGCCUCCUCCCACGCCAUAUUCCCAGCCGCCUUCUGCCAAAAGAAUGACAUUGAGCUCACACCCCCAAAAGGGUACGAGGCACACACUUUCAACUGGGAUGCCUACUUGGAGAAGACCAAGUCAAAAGCAGCCCCAUCGAGGCUCUUUAACAUGGACUGCCCCAACCAUGGCUUCAAGGUGGGCAUGAAGCUAGAGGCCGUGGACCUGAUGGAACCCCGGCUCAUCUGCGUGGCCACGGUGAAGCAGGUGGUGCAUCGGCUCCUCAGCAUCCACUUCGAUGGCUGGGACAGCGAGUAUGACCAGUGGGUGGACUGUGAGUCCCCGGACAUCUACCCCGUCGGCUGGUGUGAGCUCACCGGCUACCAGCUGCAGCCGCCGGUGGCCGCAGAGCCAACCACACCUCUCAAGGCCAAAGAGGCCACAAAGAAGAAAAAGAAACAGUUUGGAAAGAAAAGGAAAAGAAUACCACCACCCAAGACCCGGCUCCUCCGACAGGGGUCCCAGAAGCCCCUUCUGGAGGACAGCCUGCAGGCCUCAGAGAAGACAUGCUUGGAGCCUGUUCCCCAAGAGAUCAUUGCCGUGCGUGUGAAGGAGGAGCAUCUAGACACAGCUGCGCCUGACAAGGCCCUGAGUCCAGAGUUGCCUGUUCCCAUCGAGAACAUCAAACAGGAGACAGACGAAUGAGCCUGCCCUGUGACAGCCUGGCCACCCAGCCGGGAGCCACCCCAGGGCUCCUCCUGUCCUGCCGUCAUCUCUCUACCCCACUUGUGUUUGGAGACUGAGCCUUUUGGCAUAAGUUCUGCUGGUGCUGUGGGCCAGGCACUGCACACGUGACCAGCCGGGACCUCCUUUGACCCCCUGUACCUCUGCUCUUCUGUCGGGCACGGCCUGCAUGACAGGCUGUCUGAGGCCCCCAAACCUGUCUGUGAGUGACCCCCUCUCUGCUGGAGUUCCCGGAGUUCUCCUUAGAGUAACUCCCUCCUCACCCCCACACCUCUCAGCUGCCAGGGGCGGGGGCUGCUCCCGAGGCCUACUGAAGACAGUGGGGCAUGUGUGUGCGGGGGGUGAGGGGGCGGCAAGCAAAUAGUCCAAAAUAAAGGCCUGGAGCCGCUCUCAGGGAUUGAGGG